GGUACACACAUUCCGCUUACACAGCGCACUAUCGCUCUAUCCGGUGCUCGUCAUUCAUGCUGUGUUGUCUCUGAAAUUGGUAACGCAGCUCGUGUUGUAUUUAACGCCAGCCGGUCGCUUUCGUCCGCCACAGUACCAUUUCAACCUGCGCCGGAGCCAUCCGCGAUAAUAAGUGCGCGUACUUGAGCGCGUACCACCGAACAGUUGUGCGCCAUCCCGUGCCGAACAAAAACAAUACGUUUCGUGUUUCCGCGCUAUCAACAAUCGCACCGCCGACCACACGCGACACUGCUCUCUGUACGCAAAUAAUUCGAUCGAGUGUGGCUGCUCUUUGGGUUGCGUUGUACUGCUUUGGGGUAAAAAAAAAUACUGCUUUUCCAGUCAAAACUGCACCUCCAGUGUGUGUGUGUGUGUCUGUGUGGAGGAAGAUUGGCCAAGAAGCGAUUUAAGAACGGGUUAACGCAGAAGUUAGUGCACUAAAUUGUUGCAACAAAAUGGACUUUGUGAAAGACUUUUGUUACUACUUCGGCGUCAUAGCUUUUACCCUAUUUUACGUUGCGGUUGAUAGUAAAGCAUGUGACCCGGUGCCCUACGUGACGCGAGACUUUUGGAGUGCUCUGCCACCGAAGCGGAUCGAACACUUCGCCGGUCCCAUCCCGUACGUCAUCAUACAUCAUUCGUACCGGCCGGCGGCAUGCUACAACGGGCUGCAGUGCAUCGCGGCAAUGCAAACGAUGCAGAAGAUGCACCAGAACGAGCGUCAGUGGAACGACAUCGGGUACAGCUUUGCGGUCGGUGGCGACGGACGCGUGUACCAGGGCCGGGGAUUCAAUGUGAUUGGCGCUCAUGCGCCCCGAUACAACAACCGCAGCGUUGGGAUCUGUCUGAUCGGUGAUUGGGUUGCGGAUUUGCCACCCAAGAACAUGCUCACGGCCGCCCAAAACCUCAUCGAGUACGGUGUCCGGAAUGGGCUGAUUGCACAGAACUACACCUUGCUGGGGCAUCGGCAGGUACGCACGACCGAAUGUCCGGGCGAUCGGCUGUUCGAGGAGAUCAAAACCUGGCCCCAUUUCGAUCCGAUGACGGACAUUGUCGAUCAGAACAGUGUUUGACAUGGCGAACGGAACCGGCCCUACAUGCUACAAGUAUUGAAGAAACUCUUAAAUAGCUUAUUAACGUGCGCUACCUCUCCUUCGCAUACGGUAACCAUCAUGUUCCUAAAGUGUGUUUUUUUGUAAUAAAAUAAUUCAAAACAUAUCCAACGAUUAGUGACAAAACAGGAUCACUUUUACCAUCUGUUCCCGCUGGCAUGCCCUUGCACGAAUCAGAGACCCUAAUAACAACAACCACAAGGUCUUACACACAUCGUAAGUAAG
Messenger RNA from Anopheles merus, 1376 nucleotides. RefSeq names its product peptidoglycan-recognition protein LB (gene PGRP-LB). Bases 495 to 1112 code for a protein of 205 amino acids. Lineage: Eukaryota; Metazoa; Arthropoda; Insecta; Diptera; Culicidae. Gene Ontology annotation, molecular function: peptidoglycan binding; zinc ion binding; N-acetylmuramoyl-L-alanine amidase activity. Gene Ontology annotation, biological process: peptidoglycan catabolic process; innate immune response. The transcript is spliced from 3 exons. The record is from RefSeq and is a predicted model, not a curated record.